AGGGUUUUAACAUUACUACUUAUUUCUGUUUCUUUUUUCGGCAGAGCUCUUCCUCCGUCUAUGGCGGUUCUUGCCGAACGGAACCACCGUCCCCAUUAGUACCCAACUGAGACCCAUUACCAGAAUCUCAUCAGGAAUCAUUCAAUGUUGAAGGCUUUGAACUCUUCAUGUUUCCGGAGCCGCCUCCACAAUCUGGCUCCGAGUUUCCGCCCGGCCACCGAGUCGGAAUCGCCUCUACUUAGGGUUCUUGGCUCUCUCAGAGGCUUGGGUGGGAGAAGCACCAGGUUGACUUGUCGGGCGUUUUUCUGCUCCGAUGCCAAUGAUGUGUCGGCACGGGAGGCUGAAAUUGAGGCUAAGGUGAAGGAGGAGGAUGUGGAGGUGAAGUCUUCGUCUGCUAUCGUUUCGACGAAUCCUCGACCGGAGGAUUAUUUGACGGUUUUGGCGUUGCCAUUGCCUCAUAGGCCAUUAUUUCCUGGAUUCUACAUGCCAAUUUAUGUAAAGGAUCCUAAACUAUUGGCCGCUCUGCAAGAAAGCAGAAGAAGGCAAGCUCCAUAUGCUGGUGCCUUCCUUCUUAAGGAUGAACCGGGAACUGAUUCUAGUACAGUAUCUGGAUCCGAGACAGAAAAAAAUACCAGUGAUUUGACAGGCAAGGAGUUAUAUGAUAGGCUUCAUGAAGUUGGCACACUUGCCCAGAUUUCAAGUAUCCAAGGAGACCAGGUGGUGCUUAUUGGUCAUAGAAGACUUCGAAUUACAGAGAUGGUUAGUGAGGAUCCCUUAACCGUGAAAGUUGAUCAUCUCAAGGAUAAACCUUAUAACAAAGAUGAUAAUGUUAUAAAGGCAACUUCAUUUGAGGUUAUAUCUACCCUUAGGGAUGUUUUGAAGACCAGUUCACUUUGGAGGGAUCAUGUUCAAACAUACACCCAGCAUAUUGGUGAUUUCAAUUUUCCAAGAUUAGCAGAUUUUGGGGCAGCAAUAUCUGGAGCAAAUAAAGUACAAUGUCAGGAAGUGCUUGAAGAAUUAGACGUAUAUAAACGGUUAAAAAUUACACUAGAAUUGUUGAAGAAGGAGAUGGAAAUAAACAAAAUUCAGGAAUCUAUAGCGAAGGCCAUUGAGGAGAAGAUAAGUGGCGAGCAACGUCGUUACUUACUGAAUGAGCAACUUAAAGCUAUUAAGAAGGAGCUGGGACUUGAGACAGAUGACAAAACAGCUCUUUCAGCAAAGUUUAGGGAAAGACUUGAACCAGUCAAAGACAAAUGUCCACAACACGUGGCACAAGUCAUAGAAGAAGAGCUUGCGAAACUGCAGUUAUUAGAGGCCAGUUCGAGUGAGUUUAAUGUUACAAGAAAUUAUCUGGAUUGGUUGACUGUACUUCCUUGGGGAGUUUACAGUGACGAGAAUUUUGAUGUCCUCGGUGCCCAAAAAAUUCUUGAUGAAGAUCAUUAUGGAUUAACUGAUGUCAAAGAAAGAAUCCUCGAAUUUAUUGCUGUUGGAAAGCUCAGAGGAAGUUCACAAGGAAAAAUUAUUUGUCUCUCUGGUCCACCUGGAGUGGGAAAAACUAGCAUUGGUCGUUCAAUAGCUCGGGCUUUGAAUCGUAAGUUCUUCCGAUUUUCUGUUGGAGGACUAGUUGAUGUUGCUGAAAUUAAGGGCCAUCGGCGAACCUACAUUGGUGCAAUGCCAGGAAAGAUGGUGCAGUGUCUUAAAAGUGUUGGAACUGCUAAUCCUCUUGUCUUGAUUGAUGAGAUAGACAAGCUUGGAAGAGGUCAUGCUGGAGAUCCUGCUAGUGCUUUGUUGGAGCUUCUUGAUCCUGAGCAGAAUGCUAACUUUUUGGACCAUUAUCUUGAUGUCCCAAUUGACCUUUCAAAGGUUCUUUUUGUCUGCACGGCAAAUGUUAUUGAAAUGAUACCCAAUCCUCUUCUUGACCGAAUGGAAGUCAUUGCCAUCGCUGGAUAUAUUACUGAUGAGAAGAUGCACAUAGCAAGGGACUACUUGGAAAAAGCUACACGCGAAGCGUGUGGGAUUAAACCCGAACAGGUUGAAGUGACUGAUGCUGCCCUUCUUGGUCUCAUAGAAAACUACUGCCGAGAAGCUGGGGUUAGAAAUCUCCAGAAGCACAUUGAAAAGAUUUAUCGCAAGAUUGCUCUUCAUCUUGUAAGAAAUGGAGCAUCAAAUGAAGCUGAACUGGCAGAGAUUGUUGAAUCUAAUGAAGAAAAGGCAGAUAUUGUAGAUGAAUCAAGUAAAAGCAGUAGUGGAAGCGAGAGUCAAGUCGAUGGUGAAUUGAUCGAUGAAAGUAGCCAAGAUCAAAAAAUUGAAUCCUCUGCUGAAGCUGAGAAGAUAUCUAGUGAUCUUUUAGCAGAUGAUUCUCUUCCCAAUCAACCUGUGGAUGCCAAGGAUGAUGAAUCAGAUGUCACGAACAAAGUUGAGAAAGUGAUUGUUGACUCAACCAAUCUAGCUGAUUAUGUGGGAAAACCAGUUUUCCAUGCAGAGCGCAUUUACAACCAGAUACCAGUAGGAGUAGUGAUGGGGCUUGCUUGGACUGCCAUGGGAGGUUCCACUCUCUACAUAGAAACCACUCAAGUUGAGCAAGGAGAGGGUAAAGGCGCUCUCCAUAUAACCGGUCAGCUUGGAGAUGUUAUGAAAGAAAGUGCUCAAAUUGCUCACACUCUUGCCCGAGCUAUAUUGCUUGAAAAAGAGCCAGACAAUCCUUUCUUUGCGAAUACCAAGCUUCAUCUUCACGUUCCUGCUGGAGCAACACCAAAAGAUGGGCCAAGUGCUGGUUGCACCAUGAUGACAUCUCUAUUGUCACUUGCCAUGAAGAAACCUGUCAAAAAGGAUCUAGCCAUGACCGGUGAAGUAACUUUGACUGGAAAAAUUCUUCCAAUUGGUGGGGUGAAGGAGAAAACCAUAGCUGCAAGAAGAAGUGAAGUAAAAACAAUAAUAUUCCCUUCUGCAAACAGGAGGGACUUUGAUGAGCUUGCUUCCAAUGUGAAAGAGGGUCUUGAUGUUCAUUUUGUUGAUGAAUACAGCCAGAUAUUCAACCUUGCAUUUGAGGACAAAUCAGAGUGAAAAAAACAUAAAGUUUUGACAUUUGAUCAUAAUAUACUUCUGGAUUUAACAUCCAUCUGUCUGGGUUCCUUCACGACUUUAUUUAUGAGAACUACCCAGUAUAUUUAUUAUUUAAAUGUCUCAUUUGACGGAGGGAGGCUUUGAUUAUUAACAUCACCCAUUUUUUUCACCUAUUUCUCUCUUCUCAGUGUAAUAUUUAUGAACAUUAUUUUAAAUAAAUAUAGAUCAAUCUUUUUCUCCCUUCAA
Messenger RNA from Cucumis sativus (cucumber), 3309 nucleotides. Its product is annotated as lon protease homolog 1, mitochondrial. The transcript is spliced from 20 exons. Gene Ontology annotation, biological process: chaperone-mediated protein complex assembly; mitochondrion organization; protein quality control for misfolded or incompletely synthesized proteins. The coding region runs from base 145 to 3063 and encodes 972 amino acids. The record is from RefSeq and is a predicted model, not a curated record. Gene Ontology annotation, cellular component: mitochondrial matrix. Lineage: Eukaryota; Viridiplantae; Streptophyta; Magnoliopsida; Cucurbitales; Cucurbitaceae. Gene Ontology annotation, molecular function: serine-type endopeptidase activity; ATP-dependent peptidase activity; ATP binding.